Messenger RNA from Centrocercus urophasianus (Greater sage-grouse), 3110 nucleotides. It is a transcript of the gene GAS2L3, whose product is annotated as growth arrest specific 2 like 3. Lineage: Eukaryota; Metazoa; Chordata; Aves; Galliformes; Phasianidae. Gene Ontology annotation, biological process: actin crosslink formation. Gene Ontology annotation, cellular component: actin filament. The transcript is spliced from 8 exons. The record is from RefSeq and is a predicted model, not a curated record. Bases 319 to 2499 code for a protein of 726 amino acids. Gene Ontology annotation, molecular function: cytoskeletal adaptor activity; actin filament binding; microtubule binding.
ACUCUUUGAGUAUUGCUUUGGAAAAGCAAGUGCCUUACAGCUCCUUAAACCAAUGCAACCCUUUGAGCAUUAUUUAUGCACUUGAAGUUAGUUGCUACUUUAAGCUGUAAUAACUACUACUUUAUUUGGAGACAGAGUGCCUAAGGAGCCUGAAUACUGAAUUAACACCUUAAAUACCAAAAUAACUAUUCCUUUCUUGCAUCUGUGUCUUCUUAGACUUGCUCGUGUUUUGCCUGGUGGGUUUUUAUUGGGAUGUUUUAGAAAGCGGGACUGACUGUCUUUAAACUUCUCUUUCCCCAGAGGGAGAAACUGAUGUAAAUGCUGGUGACCAUGCAGAAUGCAGUUCAGGUGUGGUUUGGAGAUGACCUUCCUUUAAGUCCUCGAAGUCCUCUGACUCCCAGACACGGCCCAGGUCUGGCAGAUGUGUGCCUGUACGACCAGUGGAUAUCUGUGCGGCAUGAAGCAACAUUGGUGCCUAUGCAAGAAGACCUGUCAAUCUGGCUCUCUGGCUUGCUGGGAAUAGAAGUCACAGCAGAGCAACUGCUGGAAGAACUUGAUAAUGGAGUACUACUCUGCCAAUUGAUUGGUGUUCUUCAAAACACAAUUAAAAAAUCAUGUAGCUCAAAUAAUUUAAGGAAUUUUCCAAUGAGAAAAGUUCCAUGUAAGAAGGAUGCUCCAUCAGGAUCUUUUUUUGCCAGAGAUAACACAGCCAACUUUCUUAACUGGUGUAGGGCCAUUGGAGUUGAUGAGACUUACCUCUUUGAAUCUGAAGGUUUAGUUUUGCACAAGGAUCCAAGACAAGUGUAUCUUUGUUUGUUGGAAAUUGGACGCAUUGUAUCCAGAUAUGGAGUUGAACCUCCUGUGCUUGUAAAACUGGAGAAGGAAAUUGAGCUAGAAGAAACACUGCUAAGGACCUCUGGACCAGCGUCACCUGUUGACACAGCAAAGUCAUGUUGUCACCAUGGGGAGCUACAUGAGGCAGUUAAACACAUAGCAGAAGAUCCACCUUGCAGCUGCUCCCAUCGGUUUUCCAUUGAAUACUUAUCUGAGGGACGUUAUAGACUGGGAGAUAAAAUAUUAUUCAUACGAAUGCUCCACGGCAAACAUGUGAUGGUCCGUGUUGGUGGAGGAUGGGACACACUCCAAGGCUUUCUGCUUAAGUAUGAUCCCUGCCGAGUGCUUCAGUUUGCAACUCUGGAGCAAAAAAUCUUGGCUUUUCAGAAGGGAGUCACCAGUGACCAUAUCUCCAACUCAACAGCCAGAAUUCAGGAACCUCCUGUCAUGAACCCAAUGUCAGCUGUCAGUAUGUUUCAAAAGCAACCAGCAAACCCUCCUACUCCUGUUCCAGCCCUAAAAGCUGUCCAUGGGGCAACCGUUAAGAAGCCUUUGUCUAAACAUCCUCAGUCUCCUGCCCUGACUUCACCGAAGGUGCCAGUGCACACAUCCUCCGCUGCCAAGUUGUUGUCAGCCAGACCCAAACUAGCAGAUGCUCAGUCUCCUUUCAAACCAUUGAUGGGCACCUCAAAGAAACUGGCAUCUCCUGCGCACCACUCGCCAGCUCCUGUUCCUUCACUGCCUGCAAGCAAGAGUUCUUCAUCUACAAGAUCAAGAGCAGCUCUUGUUCACUCUGAAACAUUACGCAAACGUAUUCGCUCCCCUGAUGCUCCAAAGGUGAGAUUUGCCCCAGCCCAAGGCUCCCCAGCAACAGGGAUGCAUUCUGCGCUCUCAGCAUCUAAGAAGCAGUUGUCUCAGUUGCCUGCAACAAGUGAAACAUUGGCUUCGAAACAGAAGUGUGUCCCCUCUAAAUCUAAACCUGCAUCUGUCACUAAAACCAAGGUAAAUUCUGUUGCUCCGAGACCAGCCCAGCCACCUGUUAGCAAUCUGCGUGCUGUUGCCAAGUUUGCACAUUCCCAGCAGCUCUAUGUGAAAUCUCCUUCUGAAAAUACUACUCAGGGAUCAGGAACUGGGUCUCAGCAUCCUCGGAAAGCUCCACAAACACCUUCUGAUCUGGCAAGGAACCUGAAGACUGCUUCAAUCCUAAAGCACUCAGCUUCUGUACCUUCCCUGGCAGUUAGUAAAUCAUUGAAGUCACCACCUACACUGGGAUCCAGAAGCAAAAAUCUAAUAGCAUCUGUCAGUAAAACGCCACCUACAGAGCAUUUACAGACCCAAAAUGUCAAUAAGCCCCCUGAGGUUGGACCCUCCUCAUCCAAACCUACUGAACGCACUCCACUCUCUGUUGUGCGGCUUCCUCAAACUUCAGCCAAAGUGGCAGUGACCAAAAAAGCAGUGCAGCCCUCCACAAAAAGUCAGCCUUCAAGCACAGACUUGCAAGCCAACGGAAACUUGAUCCCAGCAGCGAAGAAACCUCUCUCUAAAGGAAAAUCAGCAACAGCCUGUAACAAAGGAGCACCUAGUGCAUCGAAAGGGCCUCUUCUGAAGAGCAAACAAGAUGAUCAUUAUUUUGUUAUGACUGGGAGUAAAAAGCCCAGAAAGUAAACCUAUCUGUUAACUUCUGUGCAAGUCCCUGUAACAUUCAAAUGGGCCUCUGAAAUUUGCUAUGCUAAAGAGAAAAAUAAGUUAACUAACACUACAUGUGCCAUUCCAAAUGUUAGGCAUGAUUACAUUUUGCUGCAUAACUUACAGUAAUAGCUGUAUUUAUUUUGCAGUUUUAAAACUUUUUUUUAGAUAUAUUUACAAGUAAGCUUGCUUGCACUGUGGAAUAGAGGAUAACCAUGUUUGCUGCUAGCCUGACCUGCUGUGGGGAAAGGCAGGAGAGAGGAAGGGGAGCUGGAAUGCUGCUGCUUUUUGUUUUCCAGGGAGUUAAGCUGAGCAAUUCUGGUUGUUCUAAGCACAUCUGCAUCAAGGCCUGUGGCAAGCAAUAGAGCUGUGCAGAUGCUAUAAAAUUUCUAAUACCUCAAACAAAAUUUUUGAGGGUUUUUUCCCUUUUUUUUUUUUUUUUUUUUUAUAUAAAUUUUCAAGUUUGUUAGUGUUUCAGGACCCGAAAUCUGGGUAUCCUGUGUGUAUUAGAGACAUUGGAAGACAUUUGUAUUUUUUAUUUUUUUAUUUUUUUUAACUCAGAGGGUGGUGAGGCACUGGCACAGACUGCC